AUGAUAAAUGAUAUUAGAAGAACUCAAAUUAUUCACGAACUGAAUCGAAUGAAACUUGAGUUGGUGAGUUUUUGUCCUACUUCUAUGCUUAUUCCUAAUUAUGAUUUUCAGGAUACUUGCUAUGAUUAUUUGCGAGAACUUGAAGAAGAAAAAAACAUUGAAAAUAAUGAAUAUCUGGAGAGAAAUGGAAGUAUUCGAGGAAAACGAAAUCAUGUUCAAAAUAUUUUGAGAAAUUUGAGGAAUCGGAAAAGUGUAAGUUUUUUUUAAACUAUGAAUUUCAUACCGAGAAUUUGAAUUUGCCUUCAAAUUCUCAAUUUUCCAGGAAACCCCUGGAGUUAUUGUUUAUUUAACGAGUUGUGGAAUAAUUCGACAAGCAUUUGAUAAUUGUAAAAUGACAAUUCAAUUAUUAGAUUCACAUCGAAUAAAAUAUCGAGUCGAAGAUUUGAACAUUGAUAUUGAAUGUGGCGAAUUAUUGGAACGCAAACUCGGAAUUUCAAAAAACUCAAUCUUCGAAAAUCUCCCAAUUAUUUUUGUGAACAAUAAAUUUCUUGGAACAUACAAAACAUUGAUUGAAUUGAAUGACAAACGACAAUUGGCAAAUAUUUUGAGAAGAUUUCAAAGUAUUAAAUUUGAAAUGUGUGAAUUGUGUCAAAAUCGAGGAUAUAUUAUUUGUCCAAAUUGUCAUGGUUCACAUCGAAGUUCGAAUAAUUUAAGAGAUCUUCGUUGUUCGAAUUGUGAUAUUAAUGGAAUUAUUGGAUGCCCAAAUUGUAAAAAAGAUCGGAAUCGAAAUGGGAAAUGUGGUUGA
Messenger RNA from Caenorhabditis angaria, 805 nucleotides. The record is from the annotation of a GenBank genome assembly. Lineage: Eukaryota; Metazoa; Nematoda; Chromadorea; Rhabditida; Rhabditidae.